This is a messenger RNA of Panthera uncia (snow leopard), 10151 nucleotides long. Its product is annotated as cyclic AMP-dependent transcription factor ATF-1. Gene Ontology annotation, biological process: proteolysis; regulation of transcription by RNA polymerase II. The record is from RefSeq and is a predicted model, not a curated record. The transcript is spliced from 8 exons. Gene Ontology annotation, cellular component: nucleus; ATF4-CREB1 transcription factor complex. Gene Ontology annotation, molecular function: serine-type endopeptidase activity; DNA-binding transcription factor activity, RNA polymerase II-specific; RNA polymerase II cis-regulatory region sequence-specific DNA binding. Lineage: Eukaryota; Metazoa; Chordata; Mammalia; Carnivora; Felidae. Bases 1395 to 2327 code for a protein of 310 amino acids.
GGACGGGCUCUAUGCACUAAAUCAGUUUCCUACGUCGUGGAGAUCUCAAACUAGUAAAACUCCAGAACAUCCCAGGACUUUUGUCAAGCACACACUAAAAGAUGUAUCAUUUGUUGUCUGUUAUCACAAUAAAGCCAUAAAGUAGUAUUUUGCAAGGAAACGGAUAAAGAGACAAAUCAGAACAAUGCAUAAUCCCUUCUCCAGAAAAGUAGACACAUUUGAGAAUAUUUUUAAGUUUUUGUAAUGCAUUAAAACGACGGCGUAACAUUUUACAACGCUCCCUUCUAACAGCUGGGGUAAAUCCGUUUCAGGUGCCACGCGAAGUGGCGCUCAAAACACCCUGCCGGCAUCGUGGGUGCGUGUGUGUGCGUGUGCAACCAGUCUUUGGAGAAAAUCCUUUCGUAUGGGAUAAAGGAUGCAGCUCAACGCAAUUGGGGUUAAAAAGAGUCCGGGGAGGGGCGCCUGGGUGGCUCAGUCCAUCAAGCGUCCGACUUCAGCUCAGGUCACGAUCUCGCGGUUCGCGAGUUCGAGCCCCGCGUCAGGCUCUGGGCUGAUGGCUCAGAGCCUGGAGCCUGCUUCCGAUUCUGUGUCUCCCUCUCUCUGCCCCUCCCCCGUUCAUGCUCUGUCUCUGUCUCAAAAAAUAGACGUUAAAAAAGAAAAAAGAAAGAAAAAGAGUCCGGGUAAACUACGAGAAGAUGAGGAGGGCAAACCUCCACGCGUCAAAUCACUUCUCUCUACAAGACCCGGACAGGUGAGGUGUGGAUCAAGGCCAAGGACGACCGUUCGGGACCCGAUCACCCAACCCAGACCAAGCAGCAGCUGAGCUCAGAACGACGCUUCGAAUCGAUGAGAGCGGCCCCGUACCGAGCGGCCUUCCGACACCAGCAAGCUGUCGCGGGUCUCCGAAAACAGAGGUGAGGGAGGAGUGAAGGCAGACUUCCUGAAGCGAAAAACGACUCCGGGAAACCUGUGGCAACUAUCGCCGGAGUAGCACCUUCCGGAAGUGCGCCAGGUUUUCGGAAGAAACCCGGCACAAGAUGGCGGCGCGUCACGUGAGCAACGCGGUGACGUAGGACGGCGACCCGCGCGGAGGGACCGCCUUAACUUCACCCCCCACGCUCAACUACUCAAUUUUGCCCCCCUCUCCUACCCCGCCCCCGGCCUGGUGUAGAUCAUGCCGCCAGUGGCGGCCCUGACUGCCGAGGAAACGGUAGCCUAGGACAGUUGGCUGUUAAGUGACACAGAUUCUCCCCGCUCCGCCUAAUCCCUGGGAGAGGCACAUACCCCGCCGCGUGAGGGCGUGGAGAAGUGGGUAGAGAAUUUCGGAUCCACCUGGGAGGGGGGAGUGGAAGUUCCCGCCCCGGACAGCGGCGAGGCGGCAGCCACAGUUGAUUAUGGAAGAUUCCCACAAGAGUAACACUUCAGAGACAGCACCGCAACCUGGUUCUGCAGUUCAGGGAGCUCAUAUUUCUCAUAUUGCUCAACAGAUGGCAUUAAGAGGAUCUGCGCCAGUGACAAUUAUACCUCUUCCUGGAGAGCAAGUACAGGUUCAGGGGGUCAUCCAGACAGCUCAGUCUUCUGUAAUUCACCCACCACACGUGCAAACGGUGUCAUCUUUAUCAGAAAGUGAGGAGUCUCAGGACUCAUCAGACAGUAUAGGCUCUUCACAGAAAGCCCACGGGAUCCUAGCACGGCGCCCAUCUUACAGAAAAAUUUUGAAAGAUCUAUCCUCUGAAGAUACACGGGGCAGAAAAGGAGACGGAGAAAACCCUGGAGUUUCUGCUGUCACUUCUAUGUCUGUUCCAACUCCCAUCUAUCAAACUAGCAGUGGACAGUACAUUGCCAUUGCCCCAAAUGGAGCCUUACAACUGGCCAGCCCAGGCACAGAUGGAGUACAGGGACUUCAGACAUUAACCAUGACAAAUUCAGGCAGUACUCAGCAAGGGACAACAAUUCUCCAAUAUGCACAGACCUCUGAUGGACAGCAAAUACUUGUGCCCAGCAACCAGGUGGUUGUACAAACUGCAUCAGGAGAUAUGCAGACAUAUCAGAUCCGUACCACACCGUCAGCUACUUCGCUGCCACAAACUGUGGUGAUGACAUCUCCUGUGACUCUUACAUCUCAGACAUCUAAGACAGAUGACCCCCAACUGAAGAGAGAAAUAAGGUUGAUGAAAAACAGAGAAGCUGCUCGAGAAUGUCGCAGAAAGAAGAAAGAAUAUGUGAAAUGCCUGGAAAAUCGAGUUGCAGUCUUGGAAAAUCAAAAUAAAACUCUAAUAGAAGAGUUAAAAACUUUGAAGGAUCUUUAUUCUCAUAAAAGUGUUUGAUUAAGAAAGAAAAUAUUUUUGCAGACUUGCCUAAAAAUUAGAUGGAUUUCUUUUCUUUUUAGUGGAGUUUUAUAAAUUAAAAGGUCAAAAAUGAAGCUUUUUAUUUAGGCUUUUGCAACUCAAAGAUAAUCUUAUGCAAGAGAUCUGGUGACAGAAGAUGAAGUGGAAAAUGACCUCAAGGAAGUCACUAGCACAGGUGGAAGCUCUGGAAAAAUGAAACCCACUGAAGAAGAGGGAAGUGAGCUCUCACACCAAUUUGAAUUUCCUAAAUGACAAUAACCCAAAAAUGCCAGAGAAGAUGAAAUUUGGUAAAUUAUUUUUAAAAUCAGUUUACCCUGUAGGUUUGCAUUUCUUACUGUUUCCUAAAAUUUACCUUUUUCACUUGUGUGUGUGCGCGCGCGUGAGUGUUUUAUUUCUGCCAAUAAAUUUUAAAUUACAAAUAGAAAAGCUAAUACAUAACUAAAUAUAUAAAUUAUGUGUUCUGAUUACGUAUACUUGUUCUAUCGUCAGAUCGUUGAAAUGGGUUUUUUAAAGUUUGUUUCUUGGACUUGAGAGGCUUUUGAGACUUGGGUUUAACUGUUUUUGAGGCUUUGUCCUCAAAGGCAUUUAAGGUACAUGAAUGGAGUAUGGUGAUUUUGUAACAUUUUUUAUCAGAAUGGAAAGAGAACUUCUGUUUAAAAGUUUGAUACUUUUAAAUAGUUUGUUUUUUGGUUACUCUGGGAAUGGAGAUUUUCUACAAAUAUAUAAUAAAUUGUUUUUUUGAUUCUAUAUUCUGUAUGCAGUUGAAUAUACAUUACCUAUUCUGUUGUGCUUUAAUAGAAUGGAAUGUUUACAGGCCCUUGAGAUAUUAGAGUAUUUUUUAAAAAUCUUCUGAAGAUACAUACCAAAGUUUCCAAGAGGAUUUUAUAAUCAAUUUAAUGUAAGGUUUAUCAGAUUCUAAAAUCGUAUGGUUAUUAAGGCAAUUUUAUGUUAGAGACUAUUUUGUAAUGUAGCGAAUGGUACAUUUCUAAGAAAAGUGACUGCCGAUAUAUUUUUAUAGCUAAUCUUUAUAAAUUCUAAAGUUGAGUUUUUAAUUAUUUUAAAUGUUUAUAUAGUUUAGUAAAAAAAAAAUAUUUUGCAUCUCAAAAGUAUCAUUUUUAUAUUAUGAGAAGUAAAGUUUCCAGAUUGGCUAAUAUUUGAAUUGCAAGUUUUGUAUGCAGUUUAUCCAAAGCUCAAGAAUGCCAUCCGUACCCCAGUGUUUAACCUCUGUAUUCCAGUUUGUAUACACUCUGAAAUUGUACUGCAGAACUAUUGUGCGCUUCUUACACAAUAUGUAUCAUAUUGUUGUCUGUGAAAUUAAAGGAUAUUUGAUAAAAUUAAGUUUGCUGAAUGUAAAAUAUAUUGUUAUAUGAACAGCAAGCUUCCUGAUGACCAUUCUGUUAAUUAUACUAACUACAGGACCUGUCUAGUUUUAAAAUGAGGAUAAAUUUAAAAUUCUGGUCUACACAGCUUGUUGUUAAAAAAAAAAUUUUUUUAACGUUUAUUAAUUUUUGAGAGACAGAGACAGAGCAUGAGUGGGGAAGGGCAGAGAGACACAGAAUCUGAAACAGGCUCCAGGCUCUGAGCUGUCAGCACCGAGCCUGACGCGGGGCUCAAACUCACGAACUGCAAGAUCCUGACCUGAGCCGGAGUCAGAUGCUCAACCGACUGAGCCACCUGGGUGCCCCUACACAGCCUGUUUUAAGAGAGGAUAUCUUUAGAUGUUUGAUUCAGUCAGAACCAAUUAUAAUAAACUAAAAGUAGGUAACUUUUUUGUUCUGCAAUUGUUUAUGGUUAAGGAACCUGUAAUGUGGAAAUCUCAACACAAUUGACAAAUUUGUGUAAUCUUAAUGAAAAACUCCAUUAACAGUAUUUUUUAAAUGAGACUCUGUUGAUUUGGCAGUUUAUGAGAAGAAAAAAAAAAGUUUGAUCACCAGUAGGAUUACUUAUAUCACUUAUUAUUUGAUAUGAAGCCAAGAGUCUCAGGCCGAUUAGGCCCGAAGAACAUGAGGAGGUAUGGGGUGUGUUAUACCAAGAGUAUUUUAAAAGGUUACAUUAUAUAUAGGGUAUCUUACAAGAUUUUAAGAUCUGUUAAUGUUUGGCUGCCUUAGAGAUCCUUUAGCUCUUAAUGCCUUAACAGGUGGACAUCCACAAACAUUUAUAAACUUAACACUGCCUGCAGAUUUCUGGUGUAGGGCCUUGCUUUCAACUAAAUCAAGUUAGGCUAGCAAUAUGUAACAGGCAUGAGCAAGCUACUGCUGAAUCCAUAAAUGCAUACCAGAUUAUCUUUCAAGAGGUUGGUUUUUUAAUUUUUUUUUUUUAAUGGUUUAUUUUUUAUUUUCAAGAGAGAGAGCAAGCAGGGGAGGGGCAGAGAAAGACACAGAAUCUGAAGCAGGCUCCAGGCUCUGAGCUGUCAGCACAGGACCUGAUGUGGGGCUCAAACUCACAAACCGCGAGAUCAUGACCUGAGCUGAAGUUGGGUACUUAACCAGCUGAGCCACCCAGGCGCCCCAAUGUUUAUUCUUGACAGAGAGAGAGAGAGAGAGAGAUACAGAGCACAAGUGGGGCAGGGGCAGAGAGAGAGGGAGCCAGAAUCCGAAGCAGGCUCCAGGCCCUGAGCUGUCAGCACAGAGCCCAACGUGGGACGAGAUCACAAUCUGUGCUGAAGUGGAACGCUUAACCCAUCGAGCCACCCAGGCAUCCCUCAAGAGGUUUUUCUAACUUGAAUCCAAGAAGGGGCUUAUGAAAUUUUAAAAGUGAGUAUAGUCCAAACCUGAAAUUACACUCCAAAAGUUCAAUAGGCCAGUGAAAUUAUUUCAUUGGCUUAGUUUUCUAUUUUACAUAUAUUAUCAGUUUAUUAUGGAAAUAAUUAUUGCCCAUCAACAGUCUUGAGUAUAUAAAUUAAGAUACCCCUUUAAUUUUACUGUACUGUGAAUGGCACAUGUUGGAGCUUUGCAAAUCUUAAGUACAGUUGACCCUUAAGCAAUGCAGGGGUCAGGGGCAUAGACUUCUGUUGCAGUCAAAAAUCAAUGUACAACUUUUGAUUCCCUAAGAACUAAUACGAACCUACUGUUGACCAGAAGAAGCCUCACCACUAACAGUCAACAUAUACUUUGUAUGUUCCAUGUGUCAUAUAUUGCAUUCUUAGAAUAAAGCUCAAGAAAAUACUAAAAUCACAAGAGAAAAUACAUUUCCAGUACUGUUACUGAAAAAAAUCCAUGUGUAUGUGGACCCAUGCAUUUGACACCUGUGUUGGUCAAGGAUCAACCGUGUUUUGGUUUGUUCAUUUAGCAAUUAUUACAUUGAAGUUAGUUUAAAUCGGUUUUUCUCCAGUUAAAAAACAUGGACAUAGAAGUGAUAUAAAAAUAAAUGUUUAUGGCUUGUAACUACAUAGUUUUAAUGGCAGUUCAAAUUCCCAGAAAAGAUGCUGUAAAAAUGAUAUAAAGUGAGUGAAAUUUGACCAAGGGCUUGAUUUAAAGGAAAAGUCACAGGUUAUAGUGAAACAAUGUCAAAGUAUAUGAAACUCUAAUUACAUUUGUUCUACAAAGUUGGUUUUUAUUUUUUUUUACAUUUAUUUUUGAGAGACCCGAGACAGAGUGCAAAUGGGGGAGGGGCAGAGAGAAAGAGACAGAAGCCGAAGCAGGCUCCAGGCCCUGAGAAAGCUGUCAGCACAGAGCCCAAUGCAGGGCUCAAACUCACGAACCGUGAGAUCAUGACGUGGGCCGAAGUUGGAUGCUUAACAGACAGCCACCCAGGCGCCCCAGGUUUUUAUUUUUAAUAACUACUGCUGGUUUUUACUAUAAAACGAAUGCUUACCUCAAGGUUGUGGAAUUCAGAAGCCUAUCCUAGGCAGAGUUUGGCAAGAAUUUUUUUAUUGUUUGUUUGAGAGUGAGCAUGCAUGCACAUGAGCAGGGGAGGGGCAGAGGAGACCGGGAAUCCCAAGCAGGCUCUAUGCCAGCUCACAGCCCAAAGCGAGACUCCAACCCACAAACUGUGAGAUCGUGACCUAAGCCAAGAUCAAGAGUCGGUCAUUUAACCACCACCCAGGCACCCCUGGCAAGAGUCUUGAGGGAUAGUCAUUUAGAGGAGGCCUAGGCCAUUUAACUUUUUUUUUUUUUUUCAAGUUUAUUUGAGAGAGUACCCGAACAUGAAGUUGGGGAGGGGCAGAGGGAGAAUGAGAAUCCCAAGCAGGCUCCACACUGUCAGCUAGGAUGGGACCCGUGAACUGUGAGAUUGUGACCUGAGCCAAUACCAAGAGUCCGACGCUUAAUCCACUGAGCCACCCAGGUGUCCCUAACAUUUUUUUUAAAAGACCCAUUCUGAUAACUCUGUCCCCUUGUGUCAGUGUAAGUUUCUUUGUAGCAAACAGGUGUUAGAGAUCAAGUCUUUAUCAUUUCAUGAUUGGAAUCCUUUUCCUGAAAAUUGACAGAUAUAGUUUGCUGCCUUCCAUAAGUAUAUAUAACAGUUUUUAACUGGUAACUUAUGUAAAUAUGUAUAAGCUUAAAUUGUUACAAAUUCAGAGUUUCCUAUAUACAUAAUAUACACAGUAGUACCAUUUCUUUAAUAUCUACUAUUGAGUGCAGCAAGCUUAGUAAAUGUACCCAGAAGCUGUAUUAAAGUAAAGCCAUUCAUUCAUUCAUUCAUUCGUUUAGAUAUUAAAGGCCUCUUAUAUGUCAAGCUUUACUAGGGAAAGUGAUGAAUGAGGCAGUGUUACAACUCUUGUGGAAUGUAGAUAUCUGUGUCAUCCUGUGAGCUUGUUAACUUGCCUAAGAUUAUAGGAGUAUUAAUAAUUAGGGAUCUGAGACUUAAACCUAAUAAUAUCUGACCAUUCAAUCGAAAAUAGUAGUCUUGGGGCACCUGGGUGGCUCAGUUGUUUGAGCGUCCAACUUUGGCUCAGAUCAUGAUCUCAUAGCUCAGGAGUUCGAGCCCCGCAUCGGGCUCUGUGCUGACAGCUCAGAGCCUGGAGGCUGUAUCAGAUUCUGUGUCUCCCUCUCUCUCUCUGCCCCUCCCCCACUCUCUCUCUCUCUCUCUCUCUCUCUCUCAAAAAUAAACAUUAAAAAAAAGAAGGGCUCCUGGGUGGCUCAGUCGGUUAAGUGUCCGACUUCACUCAGGUAUGAUCUCACAGUUUGUGAGUUUGAGCCCCUCGUCGGGCUCUGUGCUGACAGCUCAGAGCCUGGAGGCUGCUUUAGAUUCUGUGUCUCCCUCUCUUCUCUGCCCUUCCUCUGCUCAUGUUCUUUGUCUCUGAAAAAUAAACAUUAAAAACUUUCUUUAAAGAAGAAAAAAAAUAGUCUUGGGGUGCUUGGCUGGCUCAGUAGAAGGAGCAUGCAGCUCUUGAUCUCAAGGUUGUGAGUUCAAGCUUCGUGUUGGGUGUGUAGAGUUUACUUAAAAAUUUUUUAAAAUAAAAGGGCACUAAUCUCAUUUACCAAAAAACCCAGUAGUCUCUACUUGUACAACAAAUCUAGGAUUCAUACCUAGGUGUGGCUCAACUCCAAAGUUUGUGGUCUUAACCACCAGAAUGGACCUUCUUUCCUAUCUGUGUUGAAGAAAUGUAAAAAGCUUUGUUCCAUUGUAUCUUUACAAAGAUUUUUAAAGUUCUACUUAAACAUGUCCACUAGAUGGCAACCUCCAUUUUAAAAUCACAGUUUUACAAACAAAACUAUAUUAAAAACUACACAAGUUUAACACAAAAUCCUUAUACACCUACCAUUCAUAAUAAUAAAUGUUAAUGUUUUGUUAUCUUUACUUCAGAUCAUUUUCUGAAGCCUAAUCCAAUUUCCCCCCUCGAGUCCAUGUUUUUUAUUUUUUAAUAUUUUAUUUUUGGGGGCGCCUGGGUGGCUCAGUCGGUUAAGCGGCCGACUUCAGCUCAGGUCAUGAUCUCACAGUCCAUGGGUUCGAGCCCCGUGUCAGGCUCUGUGCUGACAGCUCAGAGCCUGGAGCCUGUUUCAGAUUCUGUGUCUCCCUCUCUCUGACCCUCUCCCUGUUCAUGCUCUGUCUCUCUCUGUCUCAAAAAUAAAUAAAUGUUAAAAAAAAUUUUUUAAAUAAAAUUAAAAAAAAGAUUUUAUUUUUUAAAGUAAUCCCUAAACCCAACAUAGGGCUCAAACUUACAACCCUGAGAUUAGGAGUCAUAUAUUCUACUGACUGAGCCAGCCAGGCGCCCCUAGUUCACGUUUUUAUGUUUAUUACAUGAAUCCAUAAAUAACACGUUAGAAGAUAGUGUCUCUUUUAGAAGUUCAUAAAUGAUACCUUACUGAUGUACCAUUCUCCAAAUGAAAGGUCAAGAACACCAAAGAAAACUUGGGAUUUUAUCUAUGGUAAUUUAAUAUGUUGUUUUGCGGGGGGAAAGCAGCAUCAAAGAUUUUUUUCCACUGGCAACAGAUAUUUAAUAUCACAUCUGGGAAAAAAAUGCUUGCCCCCGCCCCCAAAUUUUUUUUAAUUAAGGAAACACUGCAAGUAACACUUGGGUUAAGUUUACAAAAUGCUAAACAAAAAUGGAUGUAGACAGAAUUUUAAAAAGGAAAAAGGCCACAUUCCUUUUUUGCCCACUACUCUUUACCAUCAUAAGUAAUCAAAUGCAAUUUUUAUGAAUUAACUGUACAAAACAUUGUGCUUGAUGAAGAUACCAAAAAAAAAAAAAGAAAUGAAACAUGGUCUUUCACAAGCUCAAACUACUUGGGGAAAUGACAAAAGAGCCCUCUGGUUUUCUCUAUGUCACUGUACAUAAUAGUAAAACAUCUAGGGACGCCUGGGUGACUCAGUUGACUGUCCAACUUCAGGUCAUGAUCUCACAGUUAGUGGGUUCAAGCCCCGCAUUGGGCUGUCCGCCAUCAUCACAGAGUCUCUGUCUCCCUCUCUCUGUGUGUGCUUUCUCUCAAAAAUAAUAAACAUUAAAAAAAAAAAAAAAACUAGAAUUCUAUACUUAAUGGAAAACACUCGUCAAUCCAAAAGAAAACAGGAAAGGAGGGAAAAGAAACAGGCAGGACAAAUUGCCCAAAGUAAAACGGUAGAAAUCUUUAUGCAUCAGUAAUCAUGAUAAAUGUAAAUGCACUGGGUGUUUUAGUUAAAUACUAAAGAUUGCCAUGUUGAAUUAGAAAACAAAAUCCAGCUAUAUGUUAUUUACAAAAUAACAGCUGUGCUGACAGCUCAGAGCCUGGAGCCUGCUUCAGAUUCUGUGUCUUCCUCUCCCUCUGCCCUUACCCCACUUGCGUGCAGUCUCCCUCAAAAAUAAACAAACAUUAAAAGAAUUACAAUAGGGGCACCUGGAUGGCUCAGUUGGUUAUGUGUCCAACUUCAGCUCAGGUCAUGAUCUCAUGGGUCAUGAAUUCAAGUCCCACGGCAGGCUCUGUGCUCACAGCUCAGAGCCUGGAGCCUGCUUCAGAUUCUGUCUCCUUCUCUUUCUGCCCCUCCGCAACCCCCCCCCCCAAAUAAACAAUAAAAAAUUUUUAAAUUAAAAUAAAAAAUAAAAAUAUGAGGGUACAGAAGGUUUAAAGGAAAAAUAUGGAAAAAGUUAUACCAAAUACUAGCCAAAGGAAAGUACUGAUAUAGCUACAUUUAUAUUGGACAAAAUAGACUUUAAGGAAAAAAAUAUUGGGACAAAGACGGUCACUAUGAAAUGAUAAAAGAUUCAAUUCACGUGGAAGAUAAAACACAUCUGAACUUGUAGGCACAUACUAAUACAGGAUCAGGAUGUUAAAAUGUAGAAAGAUAAUGAGAAAGAAAAAUACACAAUCUUAGUAAGUAAGUUUUUAACAUCCCUCUCAUAAGUGAUACCAAAAAAAAAAAAAAAAAAAAAACCAAACAUGAAAACAA